AUGCCCGCCCCACGGCCAGUUUCGCGAUGCGUCCAGCGCAGCUCGCAAGUGCUUUCUCGAACUCAGCUGCGUCCCGCCAGAUCAACCUUUUCCCCUGCCACAAUCGCUGCCAGAUCAUCUCUUACAAGGAGAACGAGUACGGCAUUAUGGUCCGCUGCAAAAGUACCAAUGGCCGCUCGCGCCUUUAGCACAACUUCGAGACUCCGAGACGACGACACAGAUUUCGACCCCGCCACUGUCGAACGCGAGUCUGACGAGGUUGAUGUCUGCAUUGUAGGAGGCGGUCCUGCUGGUCUCAGCGCUGCUAUUCGUCUUAAGCAGCUCGCCAGUGACGCUGGAAACGAGGACUUCCGCGUGCUUGUCUUGGAAAAGGCUGGCGAUCUCGGCGCUCAUAUCCUCUCCGGAGCUGUCAUCCAGCCUACCGCCAUCAAUGAGUUGUUCCCCGACUGGCUCGACGAGAACAACCCCAACCGAUUCGAACACGCCACUCCCGCCGGCACCGAUCGUAUGCGAUUCCUCACCAAGAACUCUGCCAUUCCUAUCCCUGCGCCUCCCCAGAUGACCAACCAUGGAAACUACAUCGUCAGCUUGAAUCAAUUCGUCAAGUGGCUUGGCGAGCGUGCCGAAGAGAUCGGUGUUGAGGUCUACCCUGGCUUUGCUGCUUCCGAGGUUGUCUACCAUGCAGAUGGCUCUGUCAAGGGUGUUGCCACCAACGAUCUUGGUGUUGGCCGCGACGGUAAGCCCAAAGAAACCUUUGAGCGAGGCAUGGAGUUCCACGCCCGAGUAACCAUGUUUGGCGAAGGUUGCCACGGAAGUUUGAGCAAGCAGGUUAUCAACAAAUUCGACUUGCGAAGGGAUAGCCAGCACCAGACUUACGGUCUUGGUGUCAAGGAAGUCUGGGAGAUUGACCCCGCCAAGUUUGAAAAGGGUCUGGUUGUGCACUCGAUGGGCUAUCCAUUGCCCAAGGACGUGUAUGGUGGCUCCUUCAUGUACCACUUUGGUGAAAACCUUGUUCAGAUCGGUCUCGUCACCUCGCUUGACUACACAAACCCAUGGAUGUCGCCGUACCAAGAGUUCCAGAAGCUCAAGCGACACCCUCUUUUCCGCGAUGUUCUCGAGGGUGGAAAGUGCAUUUCGUACGGUGCCCGUGCUCUGAUUGAGGGUGGUUUCCAGUCCAUCCCCAAGGUUGCUUUCCCUGGUGGUGCGCUCAUUGGUGACUCAGCUGGUUUCGUCAACGUUCCCAAAGUCAAGGGCACACACAAUGCCAUGAAGUCAGGCAUGCUGGCCGCCGAGGCAGCAUGGACUGCUCUUAGCGAGAAGACUGACGAAGGCACAGUCUUCCUGUACGACUACGAGAACAAGCUUCGGGACUCUUCUAUCUGGAAGGAGCUCCACGAGGUCCGUAACAUGCGGCCAUCUUUCCAUACCCCUCUCGGUCUUUACGGCGGUAUAAUGUACUCCGGUCUUGAAGCCUAUGUCUUCAAGGGCCGAGUCCCUUGGACGCUCAAGCACAAGACCCCCGACCACGCGUCCACUCUUCACGCCGACAAGGUUCCCAAGAUCGAAUACGAGAAGCCCGACGGCAAGCUCACCUUUGAUAUCUUGACAAGUGUCUCCCGUACUGGAACCAACCACGAGGAAGACCAGCCCGUUCACCUUCAAGUCAAGGAUUGGGACGCCCACACCGAGUCGACAUACCCGCCUUACAAGGGCAUGGAGAACCGAUUCUGCCCAGCUGGCGUUUACGAGUAUGUUGAGGAUGAAUCAAAGCCCCAUGGCGUUCGAUUCCAAAUCAACGCACAAAACUGUAUCCACUGCAAGACAUGUGAUAUCAAGGCGCCUCACCAGGAUAUCAACUGGCAAGUGCCACAGGGAGGCGAGGGUCCCAAGUACUACAUGACCUAA
Messenger RNA from Fusarium pseudograminearum CS3096, 1905 nucleotides. RefSeq lists its product as uncharacterized. Gene Ontology annotation, cellular component: mitochondrial inner membrane. Gene Ontology annotation, biological process: electron transport chain. The transcript is spliced from 2 exons. The record is from RefSeq and is a predicted model, not a curated record. Bases 1 to 1905 code for a protein of 634 amino acids. NCBI's taxonomy places the organism in Eukaryota, Fungi, Ascomycota, Sordariomycetes, Hypocreales, Nectriaceae. Gene Ontology annotation, molecular function: electron-transferring-flavoprotein dehydrogenase activity; iron-sulfur cluster binding.